Pocillopora meandrina is the source of this 5492-nucleotide messenger RNA. Lineage: Eukaryota; Metazoa; Cnidaria; Anthozoa; Scleractinia; Pocilloporidae. The record is from the annotation of a GenBank genome assembly.
ACUAGUUGCAUGUCAGCCGGCGAGUUGACCUAGAUUUCCAGUUGAUUCCAGAUUAUUCCAGGUCUUUGGUUUGCAGUUGGUUUUGCGAUGAGCUCAGCUAAGGCGGUUAACGCCGAAGGUUAUUUGGAUACCUCUACAAAUGAAUCAUUCAGCGAAGAUGAAUUCAAGGGGAUCAAAGAUAUGUAAGUAAAGAUUGCUAAUUCGUAACUAAACGACUAAUGCCCCAUUCACACCAAAGCUUAAACAUGUUUAAAAGUUGUUUUGUUAAACACAGUUUAAUUUUUUUUUCUUCAUAGAAACUAUUUAACCAAAUAUUUUUUGACUUGAAUGUAGCAUAUUGGAAAUGCAAGUUAGCAAGUACUUGAAUCCUAUGGAAAUCAGUUCUCUGUUUAUAAUUUUCAUUCAAUAAAAACCAGUUUAACAAAACAUGUUUUGCUGGUGUGAAUGGGGUAUAAGAUUAUAAGAAAUUCGAUCAUUUAUCGGUCAAAAUGAUACCUACUGAGUGAUGGUUAUGAGAUCGAUUGAGGGGAUUACAGGCUGUUUUCCAAGCGGGUUGACCAAGGAGUGAUUGAUGCACAGGAUUCCCAUAGUAGUGGUGUGUCUGCACCACGGGCGUAAGAAAAUUCUGCUGUUUCUGUUCUUGGAGUUAUUCUUGUUAUGUAACACACGCAGAAUACCUUGCAAAUUUUCACCCGACUAUGCUCUUGAAGUUUGCAUUUAUCCAUAAAUAAAAGUCAAGGACCCCUGGCUCUUGUUGACAAAAUAUAAUUGAGUCCCUUUCAAUGGGAUGUUGUAAAACUUGUACCACAGCAGCCAGUCACAAUAACAGAAAAUAUCUUAGAAGAAAGAAGAUCCUAGAAUAAAAUGGGGGGGGGGGACCAAAACAUGAGCAAAACAUGACUGGUUUUAGUUCUGCAUGACAAAUUGGUUUAGUGCGUGGUUUAAUACGUGGUGUAGGUUUCCUUUACCAAUCAUGAAGGUUUAUGAAGCAACACCACUACAUUCCUUGGUUACCUUAAUCCACAAUAAAACUGAAUCACAGAAGAAAAAUGUCAUACAAGUCCUUGUCAGGGUGAAAUUCUGUUAUCUCAGAAUAGGGGCGUAAAGGAAGAAUUUUGGGACGGCUCUUACCACCUAGCCUAUUCAUGAUAACUUCAAGCCAAAUACUUUUCCCCUCAGCCCCUCCCCCCCCUCCCCCCCUCCCCCAUGCACUCAGUCAAUGUGUACAUAAACUGUGUUACAUGGGAAAGGAAAUAUUAUUCUUUAAAGAAAUGUUUUUGAGUGAUAUAGUUGUGAUAAUAUUUCAUACUUUUUUGUAGCUUUGGUGGAAUAACAAUCAACACAGAUGUGGAGAAGUGUGAAAGUAAUGAAGACUUUGAAAGAAAACUUGCUUGUAAGUUCAUUAUUUCUGAAGGAUUGUAUCAACUUAGUUCAAUGAAUUGAUUAUUAAUUUCAAUUGGUUUCAACUUCAUUUUAGUAUCACUGGAAAAAUUCAAGCAGUGUGGUAUUAGGGGAGUUUGGCUUAGAAUAUCAAUAGAGAAUUCCACUUUUAUUCCAAUUGCUGUAAAAGUGAGUCAUAAUGUCUAUAAUUAUAUAGUAUUAAAUGUAAAGAAUGAAGAACAGGAGUUUCCAUAACAUUUUCGUUAAUUAUCUGCUAAUGAUGUAAUAAUAAUGGGCUAUGCCUGAGAAGGGGCUGUAAGCCAAACCCAAACACUAGAACCUGUUUCCCAGCUAAACAGAGGAUGGCGAGAGGUAUUAUAGGCAGGGAUAGAUCAACAGAGAGCACCUGUUAUUGAGAUACCAACAUGACAACCAGCUCCCAGUUGGCUUGUUAGCUCAGUUGGUAGAGCACUGCACAGGUAUCACAGAGGUCAUGGGUUCAAAUCCUGUACAGACCUGAAUUUUUUCCAAGCCAUAUUUUCACUACUGCUUAAGUAGUGUUCAUUGUGAAGAUUGCUUUCAUAUUCAUUUAUUAGAACAUAGUUCACAUAUUCAAAGUUAUUGAUUUAUCACCCCACAGGUUUAUUAUGAACCUAAAUAAAGACCCACUCCUAGUUGGCUUGUUAUUUCAGUUGGUAUAGCACUGCAUGGGUAUCUGAGAGGUUAUGGGUUCAAAUCCUGUACAGCCCUGAAGUAUUUUCAGGCCUCAUUCUCAUAUUCAUGAGAUCUCUGUGUUAAACAUUUGUCAUGCAUGCAGAAAAAUUCAGGCAAUUGCACGUCAAGGGUAUGAACUUGAUUAAAUCAGGGGGGAAUGUAAUCUGCAAUGGACUAACACUGCAUCUAGAAGCAGUAGCAGUACAUCUUGUCUCUUCAUGCCUCUGAAACUGUACUUGGCUGAGGAAGAAUGAGUAGGUUGGCUUAGGUUUAUAAUUCACCUGUCACUUUACCUUUGAGCCACCAGUUCCAAAUGCCUCUAUUUGAGCUAGAGUGGACUCAUUUCCAACCUGAUCUACUGCAAACCAAUUAACUAGCUUUUAGUGGUAGUUUGCAGCCUUUCCUUAUCCCUGGACAGUUCAGAAAGCCACAAAAUUCUAGAACAAACAUUUGUCUUCCAAUUUAAAUUAUCAAUUCAGUUGAUAAUACAAAAUUGACCGGUUAGUUUUAAGUGUGUUAUUAUUACAAACAUAAUAAAUUGUUUGUGUUUGUUUUUUUUUUCCAAGCAUGGUUUCCAAUUUCACCAUACUUAUCCAACCUACAUUGUUUUAACUCACUGGCUUCCCAAAGAUGAACCAAACACUCUGCCAACCUUUGCCACAAGCUACCUUGGUAUGUCUUGUGCUCUUUUUUGUUUGUUCAUUGUACAAGUUUUGUAAUUUGUCAGCCGUAGGGAAUUUUGUUUGAAAAAUGCUGAACUGGACCUUUUAUGAGACUAGAGAAAGACUAAAUUCAAUCAGUGGAAAUUGUGUGCCCUGCAUUUUGCUGCAAAAAAGCAUAUGACUUGCUAUAGUAUGUAUCUAUAUAUUACUGUCAACACAUUAUUUUAUAUAUCUGUUAUUUAUAUUGUUAUCUUUUACUACUUCUGAAGGAACCUAAGCUUACAAGCCUUUUUGGUUUUCAUGAGGUUUCCUCACCAUUAAUCUUCUUUUCCUUUUCUUUAUCAAUUGUUGUAAAUUGUAGUAAUGUUAUGCAUAAUGGCAAUUAACAUCUCAACUCUAGAGACAAUGCUGGUGCCAGUCUGUAAGGUGUCUAGUUAAUACUUUUACCUCCAGGAGUGAUCAAUGAAUACAUUCUCCAUUAAGUUUUAAUACAUUUUUAGGCCGGUAGGUAACAUGAAUUAAGAAAUUAUCAAUUGAUCCAACACCAAAUACUCAGCACUGCUAAUGAAGAAAUAUGUGGUCAUUUGUUGGGAAAAUGAGUUCUCAAAUCUUGGGACUAACAGGGUUGAAAGAGAGUUGACUUUAUGUUCAUAAUGACAUAUUUGCUUUUGUUGAAAUAGCUAACAGUCUUUUUUAUUCUUGAAAGUUAAAUUACUCUGUUGUCAAGCAGACACAGUGGAUGAGUAGAAGAUUAGACCAGUAUCUUGUUGAUUUUCAGGAGCUGGUGGGCUUGUAAUCAAUGAAAAGAACCAGGUAUUAGCUGUCUGUGAGAGAUACAGUAGAAAAAAGCAUUGGAAACUUCCUGGAGGCAUGGUAGACAGAAGUAAAUAUUAACCAUACCUAUUUUCUAUAAAUACACUUUAAAAGAUUGUAUCAGCCACUUACAAUAAAAUUUAUUUUAUAAAUUCAUGCACCAGAACUAAGAGGUUUUUAGGUAUUUUGAUCCUGCAUUGAUGGUAAAAAUUAUGUAAUGUGGGAGUUAGGAAUCAAAUACUAAAUUUUCCAUCAUUUUUAAUUCUUCCAUGGGGAAGCUUGUUAUGUUAUCAAAUGUUGCUCUUUUAAUUGGUUCCUACUGAUGCCCAAUUGGAGGACAGAUGCAUCAAUGUCAUCACCAUUUGCAAUGUUUUGCUCUGUUUUCAUAUUAAUGAAUAGAUUCCAUGUUGCUGUGGGUCUGAACAGUAAUAGAUCACAGACACCCACCAACAUGGAAUCUAUCUGCUAUGGUAAAGUGACAAUCUGUAAUACCAAUGUAAUGUAAUUCCUUUCUCAGGUGAAGAUAUUGUUGAAGCUGUUACGAGGGAAGUGUUGGAGGAAACUGGUAUUCAGACCACUUUCAUUUCUCUUGUUUGUUUUCGUCACAUGCUUAACUUCCGUUUUGGCUGUUCAGAUAUCUACUUCAUAUGUCUUCUGAAACCUUUAACUCAUGAGAUUACAAGGGAUACAAAAGAGAUUGCUGAUGCCCAAUGGAUGGAGGUAAUUACAUCAUGCAAAAACACUGUGGCUCAUUUGAACAUACUAUUGUCAAGCUUGUUGUCAUUGCUUUCAAACUACACCUGACUCUAGGUUAACCCUUGAACUCCCAUGAGUGACUAAAAGAGAUUUCUCAUUACAAUAUGAAGACAAUAUCAAGCAGAAAAGUGAUAAGAGUAAAAAAUAAAAUUUCAAUCAGGAAAUAAUUAGUUGAUCUUAUACCAAAUUCGCUUAACUAACAUCAUGAGAAGUGUAAGGCCAGAUGGUAGGAAGAAUUACUAAAUUAAAUGAGAUCUAGAAGUGAAAGGGCUAAAGUAUCAAGUUUAAAUGAACAACUGCAUGCCAUGGAAUACAAAAUUCCAAUGCUGGUAACAUUUUACAAAGUAUAUGCAAAGUCACAAGUGUGUGAGGAAAAAGCUCUGUGAGAACAGUGAAGCUUGUAACCAAAACAGCUGCUGUUUGUCAGUUGCACUUAUUUGGUCCCACCAUUCAAUUUGAAUUCUAGGAUGUUUUACUUGUAUAGCCAGAUUAUUGAUUUGAAUUCAAAAUGGCAGCAGCCUUUGUCAAAUUUAUACCAGAUUUUAACAGGGUUUUGAGACUGUUCCAGGAGUUCAGUUUGUUAAACGAAGCACGAUUGUAAACCGUGUGGGAGGGGUGGGGGAGAGAACAACCUAGGAAAGUUUGGGUCUGGUAAUCAAAAAGACAGAUUGAGCAUGAAACUGAAAGUCUUGUUGAUAACAAAGGAUACUCCCACCAUACACAUCACUCAGACUAAUUCACAGUUGUUUACUCUUUUCUUGUAGCUAGAUGAAUAUAUAGCAAGUCCUCUGGUGAAUGAUUCAAAUCGCUUCAUUGCAUUGGCCUACAAGAAUAAUUUUCAGAACAAUGACAGUGUAGUAAAGAUUGAAACGGAGCAAAUUCAAGUCCACAAAACAGUUGGAACAUUCUUCACACUUAAUUUUUAUAAUGAUAAAGACCACAAUAGAGAUGACAGCACCUAGAAUACAUCUUUUCAUCAUAUGAAGUUUGAGAUAUUAUUCGAACAUGUGUAGAAUCUUUAUUACAAUAACAUCCAUUGAUAUAUACAACACAAGUGAAUAGUCCUUUGUGCAGGCUGAUUGGCUUUUUCGAAGGUGAAGAGGACGCGCGUUUCUCUACCUGCAGGAAGAUUUGAGACGAGUUGGGGAGAGGUUUGCAAGGGGUCUG